GUCCUGACAGAUGACCAAAGCAGGCAUAAGAAGCGCCGUCACGCCUCCUCCCCGGCCAGUCUCCCUCCGGACGCCAAGACGCAAGGACGCACCACACGUGGCACUUUAUCGCCGGCAUCACUUUUCCUUAUCUCUUGAGGGAGAGAGUUUGAAUUCAUUAUCGUGCGUAUAUUAGAGCUGCUGAAAAUGGCGGAGCUUGAACCCAUUGCUAUUGAUGGUAGCUUUCUGGAAGGUGGUGGCCAGAUUCUGCGCAUGGGACUGGCACUCAGCUCUGUGCGAAAGCUUCCUAUCACAGUCACAAAGAUCCGAGCAGGAAGACCAAAUCCUGGUUUACGGCCACAGCACUUAACAGGGUUACAGCUGGUGAGGGACACAAGCAAUGGCCGCCUGGAAGGAGGGGAGAUCGGGUCGAUGGAGAUCAGCUUUUACCCAGGUCAUAUAUCAGGCGGCAAAUACGUAGCCGAUACUCAGACUGCUGGGAGUGUGAGUCUCUUAAUACAAGCAGCCUUGCCUUGUGCACUCUAUGCCAGCAGCCCAACCUAUCUGACCUUGUCUGGUGGAACCAAUGCGGAAAUGGCGCCGCAAGUUGACUACACUAUACAUGUCUUCAGAAAAGUUAGUGCCUGGUUUGGUGCAGAUUUUCGGCUCUUCCUCCAUAGAAGGGGAUUCUAUCCUCAAGGAAGAGGGGAAGUAUCCUUAGAAGUGAAGCCAGCUCGACAAGGUCUGAUUGCUGCAGAUUUUACUGACUUUGGGGAAGUCAUAUCUGUCUACGGCAAAGCUUAUGUGGCAGGAGUUCUCCCUAUACGGGUCGCGCACAAAAUGGCAGAUGCCGCGGAAAACCUUCUGUAUCAGAAUCUCCCUCAAGGAGUUAAAAUUCGUGUUGACCGAAUCCAAGAACAUCCUGAGACAGCUGUCGGAAGUGGCUCUGGCAUUGUCUUGUGGGCUGAGACUUCCAGCGGUUGCAUCCUUGGUGGUUCCAGUCUAGGGAAGAAGGGCAAGCCUGCGGAACAGGAUGGGGAGAAUGCGGCCAAAGAAAUCUUGGAUUGCAUCCAAAGGAAGGCAUGUUUGGAUAGCCAUUCUCAGGAUCAGGUUAUACUGUUCAUGGCUUUAGCGAAGGGCAAAUCCAUCAUACGCACUGGACCCUUAACAGACCACACCAAGACAGCUAUACAUGUUGCAGAGUUAAUGACAAAGGUGAAGUUUACCAUCACAGAAGAUAAGGAGAGUGACUGCAUAUUUAUAGAAUGUGAUGGAUUAGGCUUAACUCCAAAGGAUAGAAAGUAAAUAGUCUAGGUUUACAUUACUAGCACCUACUGGAAAUAUAUAUAUACAUAUAUAAUAUAUAUUAUAUAUGAUGUAUGAUUUAUGUUAUGUAUUGAUUUUCGCAACAAUAAUUUAGUCAUUGUUACAGCAGUGAAUUAAUUUUUGUUGAUUUAAUCUAGUCCAAAGAACAUUUUUUUCUUUCUUUCUUUCUAAUUGACAUUCAUGUAAAAAAAAAUUUUUUAAUAGUGAUCUGCCUACUAUAUCUGAAUAUUGAUAUGUAAUCAAUGUAUCCCAGCCUCCAAGUACAUAAUUUACGCAUGACAGGAAAGCCAUACAGUGAAACCCCGAGAAGGCAUCCCUCCGGUUAUGGAAUCUCAGAAUAUACCCCCUUCGUCUUUCUCUAGCCGUCAAAAUAAUCACCCCUGUCUCCUGUUGUGUUGUGUAACACAUUCUGUAAGCUUUUUAUUUUAUCUAUAUAUAUAUUUUUUUUUGCUUCUACCGAAAUUGCUUGUGAAUUCCCAAUGACAAUGUGUACUUCACAGGAAGGACCUUCUCUAAGGCUUAAUACCCUCUAGCAGCCACCUUGUAUAAUUAUCUAUCCACUUGUGUUGGCAUUCCCUUGCUUCUCAGAUACAGUAUUAUGUGCUUCUUAUCCUGACACUCUAAAAGGCCAAACAUACUGUUUAUGUUAGCAUGCUGGCUGUGAAAACCAUAUAUGAGCUUACCUGUUUACAUGAAAUUUGAAUAUGGUAGAUAAUUGACAAAAUCUACUUUUGCAGUUUAAUGAUGAAAAGUUAUGUUCACUUUUUAUCUGUUAUUUUACUUUUGAAUUACUAAUGCACAUAUAUAUUAUGUGUUUUUUCAUUAUUAAUUUAUACAAUUGACUGUUGAAUAAUGAACUUGAAAUUUUUUCAUGUACUAUGUUAAAUUACAUGUUUAAUGCAUCCA
Molecule: messenger RNA, 2211 nt
Organism: Penaeus chinensis
Lineage: Eukaryota; Metazoa; Arthropoda; Malacostraca; Decapoda; Penaeidae
Gene: Rtca
Product: RNA 3'-terminal phosphate cyclase-like
Exons: 10
Coding region: 187-1284 (365 amino acids)
Biological process (GO): RNA processing
Cellular component (GO): nucleus
Molecular function (GO): RNA-3'-phosphate cyclase activity
Source: RefSeq, a predicted model, not a curated record